AUGCAGAGCACAAGAUCAAUCGCUCUGGCGAGGACCCUCCGGGGUGCCUGCCGGGCCCCAUCGCAGACCGCCAGGCGAUACACCACCACCCGCACUCUCACAUCAUCAACCUCUCUCACGCAACAACAAGGCCAACCUCAAACCCAGCAACAGAAACACCAAACCACACUCACCCGCCUCCCCCAAACCCACACCCAAACCCGCCACUACGCCUCCACCCCCUCCACCACCACCACCACCACCCCCCUCCAAAAAACCCCCCUCCACGCCCUGCACCUCCGCCACGGCGCCAAGCUCGUCCCCUUCGGCGGCUUCGAGAUGCCCGUGCAAUACGCCAACCUCAGCGUGAGCGAGUCGCACCUGUUCACGCGGGCGCACGCAUCGCUCUUCGACGUGUCGCACAUGGUGCAGCGGGUCUUUUCCGGCCCCGGCGCCGCCGCCUUCCUGCAGCGCGUCACGCCUGCGGGUAUUGCCGCGCUGCCGCCGGGGAGGAGUACCCUCGCGGUGCUGAUGAAGGAGGAUGGGUCGGGCGGGAUUGUGGAUGAUUUGAUGGUGACGAGGUUGGAGGGGGAGGGGAGGUUCUAUGUGGUGACGAAUGCGGCGUGUCGGGAGAAGGAUGAUGGGUAUUUUGGGAGGGAGGUGGAGAAGUGGAAUCGGGAGGUGGUGGGGGAGGGGUUGGGGGUGGUGGAGGAACGGUGGAGUCGGGAGGGACUGGUUGCGCUGCAGGGGCCGGAGGCGGAGGGGAUUUUGAAGAUGGUGUUGGCGGAGGGGGAGGAGUUGAAUUUGCGGAGGCUGGGGUUUGGGCAGUCGGCGUGGGCGAAGCUCAAGAUGAGCGGCGGCGGGACCAGCAGCUCCGUGCUGAUCAGCCGGGGCGGGUAUACCGGGGAGGACGGCUUCGAGAUCUCGAUCCUUGCCGACGAGACGGUUGGCGUGACGGAGGCGUUGCUGGAGGCCGGCGGGCCGGAGAAGGUGCAGCUCGCGGGCCUGGGCGCGCGCGACAGUCUGCGGCUGGAGGCCGGUCUGUGCCUGUAUGGCCACGACCUGAGCGAGACCACCACUCCCGUCGACGCCUCGCUCCGAUGGGUCGUCUCCAAGCAGCGGCGUGGGCCUGACGCCGGCUACUACGGCGCCGAGGUAAUUUCGGAGCAGUUUGAGGCCAAGGGCAAGGGCCAACCAGGAGUGGAUCGUCGCCGGGUUGGGCUGAUCGUCGAGGGCGCGCCGGCGAGAGAGGGCGCCAAGAUCGUCACCCGCGUCGAAGAGGGUCUCCAGCCGGUCGAGGUCGGUGUCGUCACCAGUGGGUGCCCCAGCCCUACCCUGGGCAAGAACAUCGCCAUGGCCUAUGUCGACACCGGCUUUCACAAGGUCGGGAGAGAGGUCGACGUGCUGGUCCGUGGCCGGCCAAGGAAGGCCGUGGUAGCCAAGAUGCCGUUCGUCGCGACCAAAUACUUCAAGGGGGAAAAGGAAAAGGAGGAGCCUGAUGUCUGA
Chaetomium globosum CBS 148.51 is the source of this 1485-nucleotide messenger RNA. RefSeq lists its product as uncharacterized. Bases 1 to 1485 code for a protein of 494 amino acids. Gene Ontology annotation, biological process: glycine catabolic process. The record is from RefSeq and is a predicted model, not a curated record. Gene Ontology annotation, cellular component: mitochondrion. The transcript has a single exon. Gene Ontology annotation, molecular function: protein binding; aminomethyltransferase activity. NCBI's taxonomy places the organism in Eukaryota, Fungi, Ascomycota, Sordariomycetes, Sordariales, Chaetomiaceae.